Conger conger (European conger) is the source of this 5660-nucleotide messenger RNA. Its product is annotated as bile salt export pump-like. The record is from RefSeq and is a predicted model, not a curated record. Gene Ontology annotation, cellular component: membrane. Gene Ontology annotation, biological process: transmembrane transport. The transcript is spliced from 29 exons. Gene Ontology annotation, molecular function: ATP binding; ABC-type transporter activity; ATP hydrolysis activity. The coding region runs from base 179 to 4216 and encodes 1345 amino acids. NCBI's taxonomy places the organism in Eukaryota, Metazoa, Chordata, Actinopteri, Anguilliformes, Congridae.
CUCAGCUGCUACAAGCUGAACCCUUUAUCAUAGCCUACAGGAGGGAUAUUAUUUUGUUUUGAUUCCUGGACAAGAACUGGAUUGUAACUUGAAGGACUAAGUCAAAACACAGAUUGCUUUUUAUUUUGUUUUGUGUCAAAAUUGUUCUUUGGUGGCUAUAACUGUUUGUUAAGGCACAAUGUCUGGAUCAGUGAAAUUGCACAGCAUUAAAAAGCUUGGAUUGGAAAACAAUGGUUAUGAAUCUUCAGAUACAGACAAAACCGAUGUAUACAUGACAAUGUCAUCCCCAAAAGAAGAGAAUGCGAGCAAGAAAAAGGACGAGGGAGCCAUCAGAAUAGGCUUCUUCCAGCUGUUUCGCUUCGCCACUGGCCAUGAGAUCCUCAUGAUGAUUGGAGGGAGUAUAUGCGCCCUGGUGCAUGGCUCUGCACAACCGCUUAUGCUGCUUGUGUUUGGGUUGUUGACGGACGCGUUCAUCGAUUACGACAUGGAGCUCCAGGAACUCACAGACCCCAACAAGGCUUGCAUCAAUAAUACCAUCCAAUGGAAGAACCUGUCCGCAGAAGAGAACUUUGAGCUUAAUAUGACAACACCUUGUGGGUUCAUGAAAAUUGAGGAUCAAAUGACCAACUUCGCCUUCUACUAUGUUGGCAUUGGACUAUCUGUUUUUAUCAUGGGAUACCUCCAGAUCUCCCUAUGGGUGACAUCAGCAGCAUGUCAGAUCCAGAUAAUCCGGAAGGCAUAUUUCCGAAAAGUAAUGAGGAUGGAGAUCGGUUGGUUUGACUGUAACUCAGUGGGAGAGUUGAACACCAGGAUGUCAGAUGACAUCAACAAGAUCCAAGAUGCCAUUGCUGACCAAGUGGGCAUCUUCAUCCAGCGUUUCACCACUUUUGUCUGUGGCUUCUUGCUGGGCUUUGUGAAAGGCUGGAAGCUCACGCUGGUCAUGAUUGCGGCCAGCCCGCUGAUCGGAGUGGGAGCUGCGCUCAUGGCUUUGUUUGUGGCCAAGCUAACGGGGCGGGAGCUGCUAGCCUACGCCAAGGCGGGGGCCGUGGCAGAUGAGGUGCUGUCCUCCAUCAGAACCGUGGCAGCUUUUGGAGGGGAAAUGAAGGAAGUGGAAAGGUAUGACAAGAAUCUCAUCUCUGCCCAGCAAUGGGGGAUCCGCAAGGGGAUCAUCAUGGGGUUCUUCACAGGGUAUUUGUGGCUCAUCAUCUUCCUCUGCUAUGGCCUGGCCUUCUGGUAUGGCUCCACUCUGGUGUUAGACACAGUGGAGUACACCCCAGGAACCCUGCUGCAGGUGUUUUUUGGUGUACUGAUAGCAGCCCUGAGCCUUGGACAAGCUUCUCCAUGUCUGGAGGCCUUCGCCUCAGGAAGAGGAGCAGCUACUCUUAUUUUUGAGACAAUUGAAAGAGAGCCAGCGAUCGACUGCAUGUCAGAAGCUGGCUACAAACUGGACAGAGUCAAAGGAGACAUUGAGUUUCAUAAUGUUAACUUCUACUACCCUUCAAGACCUGAAGUCAAGAUUCUUGACCAACUGAGUGUUUCUGUGAAGUCCGGGGAGACGACAGCUUUUGUUGGAGCAAGUGGUGCUGGGAAAAGUACUGCUGUUCAGCUCAUACAGCGUUUCUAUGAUCCAAAGGAGGGCAUGGUGACCCUAGACGGCCAUGAUAUCCGGGGACUGAACAUCCAGUGGCUCCGCUCUCUGAUCGGUAUCGUGGAGCAGGAGCCCGUGCUGUUCGCUACCACCAUCGCCGAGAACAUCCGCUACGGCAGGCCAGGCGUGUCCAUGGAGGACAUUGUGAAGGCAACUAAGGAGGCCAAUGCCUACAACUUCAUUAUGGAUCUGCCCCAGAAAUUCGAGACCCUAGUGGGGGAGGGAGGGGGUCAGAUGAGUGGAGGACAGAAGCAGAGGAUAGCCAUCGCUCGAGCCCUGGUCCGGAACCCCAGGAUUUUACUGCUGGACAUGGCCACCUCUGCCCUGGACAACGAGAGUGAGGCCAUGGUACAGGAGGCGCUAGAUAAGGUGAGGAUGGGACGUACCACCAUCACAAUAGCCCACCGAUUGUCUACGAUAAAGAACGCAGACGUCAUUGUGGGCUUUGAGCAUGGUCGUGCGGUGGAGAAAGGCAGACACGAGGAGCUCUUGGACAGGAAGGGGGUCUACUUCACUCUGGUUACCCUGCAGAGCCAGGGUGACAAGGCUCUCAAUGAGAAGGCUAGGGAAAUGGCUGAGGAGAAAGAAUUGGCAGAAGUGGACCCAGAGAAAAAGAGUGCAUUCGAGUCUGGGAGUUAUCGGGCUAGUUUAAGAGCUUCUAUCCGCCAAAGGUCAAGGUCGCAGCUGUCAAAUGUGUUACCCGAGGCUUCAAUGUCUAUUACUGGCGAGCCGGCAAGGCCUUACAGUGACUCUGCAGUCAAAAGCGAGAUGGAGAAACUGAACCCCAUACCAGAGGAUCAGGAUGGUAUAGAGCCUGCGCCUGUGACCCGCAUCCUGAAAUACAAUGCUCCAGAAUGGCCUUACAUGGUAUUUGGCUCCAUAGGCGCUGCUGUGAAUGGCGGAGUCAACCCCCUCUAUUCAUUAUUGUUCAGCCAGAUUCUUGGGACUUUCGCAAUGACCGAUCCAGUUGCCCAGAGAGAGGAAAUAAACGGAAUCUGCGUGUUGUUUGUACUCAUCGGAGUGGUUUCAUUUUUCACUCAAAUUCUACAGGGCUAUUCCUUCUCCAAGUCUGGGGAGCUGCUGACCCGAAGGCUGAGACGGCUGGGGUUCCACGCCAUGCUGGGCCAGGAGAUCGGCUGGUUUGACGACCACAGGAACAGCGCCGGGGCCCUGACCACACGUUUGGCCACUGACGCCUCCCAGGUCCAAGGGGCCACCGGCUCUCAGAUAGGCAUGAUCGUCAACUCUCUGACAAACAUCGGAGUGGCAAUCAUCAUCGCCUUCUACUUCAGCUGGCAGCUCAGUCUUGUCAUCAUGUGUUUUCUGCCCUUCUUGGCACUCUCCGGGGGAUUUCAGGCGAGGAUGCUCACAGGAUUCGCCAAGCUGGACAAGGAAGCCAUGGAGGCCGCGGGACAGAUUUCUGGUGAGGCGCUGAAUAAUAUCCGCACCAUCGCUGGCCUGGGGAAAGAGAAAGAGUUUGUGGAAAAGUUUGAUGUCCAGGUGGAAGCUCCCUACAAGGCAGCGUUGAAAAAGGCCAAUGUGUAUGGUGCCUGUUUUGGCUUUGCCCAGUGUGUGAUCUUCCUGGCCAAUGCUGCCUCCUAUAGGUUUGGAGGAUAUUUAGUGGAACAAGAGGGGCUCCACUUCAGCAUCGUGUUCAGAGUUAUCUCCGCUAUCGUGACUAGUGGGCAAGCCCUAGGACGUGCUUCCUCCUAUACACCUGACUACGCUAAAGCAAAGAUAUCAGCAGCCAGGUUUUUCCAGCUACUUGACCGCAAAUCCAAAAUCAAUGUUUACAGUCAAGAGGGAGAAAAAUGGUCUGAUUUUACAGGCAAUCUGGAGUUCAUUGACUGCAAGUUCACGUACCCGACCCGCCCAGACAUCCAGGUGCUGAACGGUCUGACAGUGUCCGUGAAGCCGGGCCAAACUCUAGCAUUUGUGGGCAGCAGCGGCUGUGGAAAGAGCACCAGCGUCCAGCUGCUAGAGAGAUUCUACGACCCUGACCAUGGCACAGUGCUGAUUGAUGGCCAUGACUCCAGCCAAGUCAACGUACAGUUCCUGCGCUCAAAGAUUGGGAUUGUCUCCCAGGAGCCCAUACUGUUUGACUGCAGCAUUGCAGAAAACAUAAAGUAUGGGGACAACCUGCGAGAAGUUAGCAUGGAUGAUGUAAUUGAUGCAGCAAAGAAAGCCCAACUGCAUGACUUUGUCAUGUCACUGCCUGAGCGUUAUGACACUAACGUGGGCGCCCAGGGUUCCCAGCUCUCCCGCGGGCAGAAGCAACGCAUCGCAAUCGCACGCGCCAUUAUCCGAAACCCUACCAUCCUGCUGCUUGACGAGGCCACUUCUGCUCUCGACACGGAGAGCGAGAAGACGGUCCAGGAGGCUCUGGACAAAGCGAGGGAGGGUCGGACAUGCAUCGUUAUCGCUCAUCGCCUCUCCACCAUCCAGAACUCCGACACCAUCGCCGUGAUGUCCCGAGGAUUCGUGAUAGAGAAGGGCUCACACAAUGAACUCAUGGGCCUUCAGGGUGCUUAUUACAAACUGGUCACAACAGGAGCACCCAUCAGCUAAGAACAAACCGUACCAAUGCCACUGCUGCUCAGAGCUACUCCAGCAUGGCUAGCAGAACCAAUUCAUAUAUGGCCAAGCUUUUUAGCAAAGCAGUGCACAUUAACAUGUUUUAUAAACAUUCUGUUUUAUUUCAUAAAAGAGUGUAUUCAUUGAAAACAAUAUAUUGUGUGCCACCAUAUUGACCUAAUUUUAAGGGGACCCUGAUUACAAAAAAAUAAUUUUUAUUUAAUGAAAAUGUAAUACCAUUACAACAUCUGUGAUGUACAGAAAUAUAAUAAUUUGUAACCACUUUUAUUGAAAUGUCUGAACUGAAUAUAGUACAGGACUGAAACUGGGCCAUUUCCAGACCAGAAAAACUUUGAAGUUGCUCAUAUAGGUCAGGGAAAUACUUUUCUGACUCAAAAAGUUUGUGCGUCUCAUCCUAACCAUCUCACAUUAUUUUCUGUGUCACUAUGACUGGCAGCAUGGCAACUGCUGGAUGCCUCUUCUUACCAUUUGCAUCAUAACUCUUCAAUCCAUUCCCAACUUUUGACACAUUUCCUGCUACUCUACAGAAAUGUAACAUUUUAAACUCUCAGUACCAGUUUUGAAUACUAGACUGACACAGAAGUAUCUUUUGUGAAUUAUUUAUGCUCAACUCAUUUGAAAUAGAAGAUCAGCCAUGUUUCAUAAUCCCUUUUCAUUACUUUGUGAAACAUUUUCUUGACAGCAUACAUAGCCCUAAAUAUAUCAGCUAUUUUUCAUUUCACUUCGUCAACAGUUUGCGGAGUUUGACAAUCAGGAAUAUUAGCAGUAGUUCAAUGCUGAGAGCUGUAUUCACUUGGUACCUCAAAGAACCAUGAAACCUUGUUUCAUGUUAGAAUAAGUGCAAAUAUGCAUUUCUGAAAUAGCUAAGAGGAACGUCUGCUGCAUUGAACUCUUUUGGAAAGGAGCCCUUAAUAUGAGACUAUCCAUGAUUUUAAAUUAUGUUAUGCAUAGUAUAACUAACAGUAAUGUAAUUUCGUUUAUAUUUCCAGAUUAAGGUGGCUGGGGUUUUAUUUAUUACAUUUCAAUAAACAUAUUUGCAUUGUUAUGUUUACAAUAAGCUGAUACUGACAAAUUAAAUUGGGAGGAUGGAUUCCUUCACAGUAGACUGGUGUUGUCCUGUGUUCCUCUUAGCUACACAUUGGCAAGCUAGUUUCAAAUUGUUCUGUAUGGAAAAGUGGUAUCAUGCAACAAUAGGCCUCACAUGAUGCCACCAGGUAUGACUGAAUAAUUCCCAAUGAAGUGUCUGGUUUUUAAGCCAAACUAUUAAUUAUUGCUAAUUUUAUAUAUUGGCAGACUAAGUAGCAAGACCGCUAACCUGAGUAGGCAAUUCCAAUAGCCUUACAUGUAAAUUCUCAGCGUUCCUAGGUUUCAUUUUCAUGUGCAAAAUGCUUACACCAGACAUAUCUUCCAUGAACAU